AUGGGAGUUGGAAUAAUUAACCUUUUAAUUUUGUUUGGAUUUUUAUUAAAUUCGACAAAGUUUGUUGGAGCUCUCUAUGGGCGUUCAAAUGUAGCUGUUGACUCCCUGAACUAUGAUCCUAAUCUGCUCUCGUUACUACAGAUGGAGCAAAGCUUGGAUCUCGAAGAUGAUGACGAUUUAGACUAUUUUAAGUCCAGUUUCCUAGAACAUUCGUCUAAACAAAGUUCUGUGCUGCAGAAUGACUGGGACGAGGAAUCAUUUCUGGAAGAGGAGGACUUGGACGCAGAUGCGUGGCAAGAUUCAGAAGAGUCCUUGCUCCAGGAAGAUGAUUCUGAUGCUUUCGAUGACUCAUUCCUCGAAGAUGAAUCUACGCAAGAGUCUUCAGAUAAAAUGGCAUCUGACGAUGACUGGGAUUUGGGAGAAUCAUUACUACAAACCGGAGCUUAUUAUGGCAAAUCCGUAGCAUCUCCUUCCACAUUUGGAAGCUUGAUACAGCUACACAACUACGAAACCGAUCCCAUGAAUUUCCUACAAGAUGAAACGCUGUUGUUAAUGAGUGACGAAGAUCAGGGCGAUAUGGACCUUGGAGAUGAGGGUAAGAAGGGAAAUGUAAAGGCGUUUGUACUCAAAAGCGAUAAUGACGAGGUUGACAAUGAAGUUGGCGAACUUCUCGAUGAGUCAAGAUAUGAAAAGUUGAUGUCAACUCUUUGGGCUUAUAAAGUUUGGCUUGCAGUUGUAGUUGUAUUAUUAGUUAUCGCUUUGGUCGUCAAGUUCUUUUUCUACGACCGUUUCAAGAAGUUCAAAGCCGACGUUUCAAACAGGUUCGAGAACAUGAACAAGGUCUUCGUCGAGAAGUUCAAUGGAGUCUUUAGAAAAAGUCAAACCCAAACUCAAGCUGAAGAAACUCCGCUUCUGAGUGCCUAA
Molecule: messenger RNA, 924 nt
Organism: Theileria annulata
Lineage: Eukaryota; Apicomplexa; Aconoidasida; Piroplasmida; Theileriidae
Exons: 2
Coding region: 1-924 (307 amino acids)
Source: RefSeq, a predicted model, not a curated record